AUGUCUGCCUUCAUCCCACCUAAGGUGGGCCUGGAUGUAAACUCCAAUGCUGGCAUACGUACACUCCCAGACCUGGUCGAUUUCCAUGGCAAACACAAUCUACAGCAUACAUUCUGCAUACAAGCAACACGAGACCAGAGCUUCGUAUCGGUGAGCUAUGGGAAGUUACAACGUGCCGUUGUGCGUUGCCAGGCCAGGCUGAAAAGGGAGGAUUCUGGUCUUCAUCCUCCCACAGCUGAUGCAGACGGACAUGUGACAAAAUGCGCCCCGGUUGCCAUAUUGACGGAGAGUCAAGUUGGCCUGGUUAUCUAUGUCCUCGCGUGCAUGGGAAUGGGCGUGCCAGUUGUGCUUCUGUCGGCACGAUUGAGUUCCUCUGCUGUGCGUCACCUCCUUCAGGAGACGGGUGCAAGGCUCGUCAUAGCCUCUUCUACAUUACAGGCUCUUGCCUCUGAAGCCAUAUCUACCCCAGAGUGGACAAACGAAGCCGAGAGACAUGGAGGUGUUACAGCGACAAUUGGUGUGGCAGCUGAGUGGGAAAAACUUCUGGAAGAAGUGGACCAUGCAGUUGAUCGCCAACCUGCAUAUGCUGCGCAUGCGACCCAUUUUGUGUCAGAGCAGGACCGUCAGGUGGUUAUUCUCCACUCAUCCGGAACAUCAGGGCUGCCAAAGCCAAUUCCCUGCUCACAUAAAUAUUUCUUGGGGUAUGCAACAUGCCACGCUUUUGCCUCAGACAGUGAAACUCACGGUCUGACAAUUUCGACGCUGCCACUAUUCCACGGAUUUGGCUUCGUCGCGAUCUGUCUCUCGUUGGGUGCCGGAAAAACCGUGUGCAUCCCUCCGCCCUCAGUGGUACCCGACGGAGCAUCAGUCGUUGCGCUCCUAGAACAGUCUGGUGCAAGAGCAUUGUUAACUGUGCCGUCCGUUUUGGAAGAAAUUGAAGGACUUCCACAAAACAAGGGACACGAAGCUCUUGCAAGACUAGAUUUUGUUGGAUUCGGCGGCGGCAUGCCAAAAGAAUCGGUCGGACAAAGACUUCAGGCAAAUGGCAUCAGACUGAUCGGCCAGUAUGGCGCUACCGAAACUGGUCCAAUGACACCGUUGCUCAUCCCCGGUAAGGAACACAACUGGCGACGACUAAGGUUGCGACGCGACACACUCGAACCGCUUCGAGUGAGACUGGAUCGUGUUGAAGCGGAACUAAAUCAAUCCGAUCAACAUGCCUUCACGUACAGGCUAAGCAUGGUGCCAUUCGGCUGGACUGAGCGCUUUGAGCUGCAAGAUCUCAUCGUAACCACAACCGAGUACCCCGCAGGGAGCGAUAUUUCACAGUUAGACUUCACCGUGGCUGGUCGUACGGACGACCUGAUUUGCCUCGCAACCGGUGAGAAAGUGAAGCCUACCAUCCUGGAGUCUCUGCUGCGACAGCACGAUGGAGUAAAGGACGCAACCGCAUUCGGGGAAGGUCAAUUCGAAAUAGGCGUCAUUAUUGAGACUGCUGAUACGCUGAGUUUGGGCGAUAUUGCCCAAUUCAAGGCGACUGUUUGGCCUGUAAUCAAGGAAGCUGGCUGGCAGAUGGAUGCUCAUGCCAAAAUCACGUCUCUGGCCGCUGUAUUAGUCGUCUCUCCCGGGGAUCUUCCGAGAUCAGACAAGGGAACCAUCUUGCGCAAGGCAGUGACGAAGAAAUACGCAGAAGAGAUAUCCGCUGUAUACCGCACUCUUGAGGUCGCCGUAGCACCAGCGCUGGACCUGUCCUCGUCACAUUCCAGCAUCAGGGCCCUCGUGGCAGAAAGCACGGGAUGGCAAGCCAAUUACGAAGACGACUUCUUUGCCCAAGGUAUGGACAGCCUACAGGCAACGAAGCUUCGCAGACUAUUAAAAGGUGCGGUGCAGGCGACACACUCUGAGUUGGGUCCCGGUGCAUGCCAUGUUCUGCCGGUUGCCAAUAUCGCUGACGACUUCGUCUACCGGCACCCGUCCAUUAACAGCAUCGCAGACGCACUUCUGUUCGGGAACGUUGCUACUAAUGUAGUAGACACCGAGUCUCAGUUUCUCGAACAACUGGUGGAAAAAUACACCAGUAGAAAAGACCACCCGAUCAUUCCUCAUUCCGCUCUCUCCCUCUUUAGCGGUUCACUCUUGGUACAACUGCUUCCUAAGUUGAUUUUAUUUUGUGCCGUGUAUUUGUUCCAUUUCAUCGCAUCUCAAUCUUCUUCAAACAUGUCAGCCCGUCGAGGAAAAAGGUCUGUUGUGGUACUUACAGGCGCCACAGGAAGUUUAGGAUCUUUCUUCUUAGCGCAGCUUCUCUCCGAUGACUCUGUCAAUCGAGUCAUCUGUCUCAACAGGUCUGGCAAAGAGGAUGCAUUGCAAGCUCAGAAAAGUGCCUUGGAUUCUCGAAAUAUCUUAGUCAACGAUGAUGCCUGGGCCAAAGUCGAGGCAUAUCAGACGGAUACAGCGAGCCAAUGGUUCGGACUGAAGAAGCACGACUACGAGAGUCUGGCGACAGAGGUGACACAUAUUGUGCAUAUUGCGUGGCCAAUGAACUUUAAGAUGGGACUGCAGUCGUAUGAUUCCUCUUUCAAAUCUCUGCAGUACCUGUUGAAGUUUGCACGUGAAGCACGCUCCCGUUGCGAUACCACGAAGCCAAGACUGUUAUUCAUAUCCUCUAUUUCCACAGUCGGCAACUAUUCACUCUUAUCUGGACAAAAGCUGGUUCCCGAAGUCAUUCCGGAUGACCCGGCUUUGACCCUCAACUUGGGCUAUGCUAAGGCGAAGCUUGUAUGUGAGAAAAUGAUUCAGCGUGCGGCAAAUAAAUAUCCUGAAAUUGAGGUUGGAGUGGUACGAGUCGGGCAGAUUGCUGGAGCAAGCAGUGGUUACUGGAACUCAAACGAACAUUUCGUCGCGGUAUGCACGUCAUCUCAGAAGAUGGGCAAGUUUCCUGAUCUACGUGGAACAUUAUCCUGGCUGCCAGUGGAUUCCGCUGCUCAGGCCCUCAGUGAGAUUCUCUUCCACAGAGACCCUCUGCAGCUGGUAUACCAUCUCGAGAAUCCGACUCGACAGAGUUGGGAACAUACAGUCACUUUAUUGUCCAAAGAAUUGCAGAUACCCAGUUCGUCCAUUGUCGCAUUGGACCAAUGGCUAGAUCAUAUUCAGUCUGCACCCGGGCCGGACAACCCUGCGGCAAGUCUGAUUCAGUUUUUGAGAAAUGACUUUCUUAAAAUGUCAUGCGGUUCUGUGAUUCUCGACACAACUUCCUCACGCAGUGUGAGUCAAACUAUGGCCCACAUGGAUCAAGUGGGAGAUGAUUAUAUACGGGCGUAUGUGAAUUACUGGAAGAGUAUCAAGCUGCUUCAGUAG
Molecule: messenger RNA, 3354 nt
Organism: Penicillium hordei
Lineage: Eukaryota; Fungi; Ascomycota; Eurotiomycetes; Eurotiales; Aspergillaceae
Product: NRPS-like enzyme
Exons: 3
Coding region: 1-3354 (1117 amino acids)
Source: RefSeq, a predicted model, not a curated record